AUGGCUGCUGCAAAUCCAGCACAACCGCUCCUAGCUGAACUGACUUGUUCAGUGUGUACAGAUUAUUUUAAAGAUCCAGUGUGUCUAGAUUGUGGGCACAAUUUCUGCCAGGCCUGCAUCACUCAGUGGUGGAAGGGAUUGCAUACAAACUUCCGCUGUCCUGAGUGUAGAGAAACCUUCUCCCAGAGAAACGUCAAACCAAACAGACAGCUGAGGAAUAUUGUAGAAGCUUCCAGAACACUUACACUGGAGUCAACAAAAGAACCAGAAGUGUGUGAAAAACAUGAGAGCGCUUUAGAUGUUUUCUGCCAAGAGGAUCAAACACCCAUUUGUAUGGUUUGCCACCUGUGCGGAGAUCAUAGAGAACACACUGUGGUUCCCAUAGAUGAGGCUGCCAAGGAUUACAAGGACCAAGUUCGGAGCUGUUCGGUGAUUUUGAAGAAAGAGAGAGAAGAGAUUCUGUCAUUUAAAUUGAAUGGGGAAAGUAAAAGCCAGGAACUGCUGAAACAGCUAAAAAGGGAGAGGCAGAAGAUUGUGUCUGAAUUUCAGCAACUGUGCCAGUUUCUGAAGGAACAAAAGCGACUCCUGCUGGCGCAGUUGGAAGAGCUGAAACAGGAAAUUGAAAAGAGGAGGGAUGAGUAUGUUGCCAAACUAUCAGAGGAAAUAUCCUCUUUCAGUUCCCUGAUCAGUGAGAUGGAGCAGAAGUGCCAGCAGCCAGCGAGUGAAUUCCUGCAGGACAUCAAAGGCACCUUGAGCAGAUGCGAGAGGAAGACGUUUCAGAACCCAGUGGCCUUUUCUUCUGAACUGAAAUGGAGAAUCUGGGAAUCUUCUCAAAGAAAUGCCUCUGUGGAGACCAUAAUGAAGAAAUUCAAAGACUGUCUGUCGUCUAGACAGCGGUUGCACAAAGCCAACGUGACUCUGGAUCCAAAGACGGCCUAUCCCGACCUCAUCCUGUCUGCAGAUCAGAAAAGUGUGAGAUUAGGACGCACAUGGAGGGCUCUGCCCAACAACCCUGAGAGAUUUGACACUGAGCCCUGUGUGCUGGGCUGUGAGGGAUUCACCUCGGGCCGACAUUACUGGGAGGUGGAGGUGCAGUGGGGGGGAGUCUGUGCUGUGGGGGUGGCCAGAGAGUCUGUGAGCAGGAAGGGACGGAUCCGGGUUAACCCUGAGCAGGGGAUCUGGGCUGUGGAGGGCUGGGGGAAUCAGUACCGGGCUCUCACGUCCCCUGAGCACGGCACCCCCUUGUCCCUGAGCCGGGCACCCAGCAGGAUCCGGGUUUAUCUGGACUAUGAACGGGGGCAGGUGACGUUUUUCGAUGCUGGUAACGAGGACCCGAUCUUCUCUUUCCCACCGGCCUCUUUCGCCAGGGAGAGAAUCCGCCCGUUCUUCCAGGCUGGUGUUAGUGUCCCGGUCUUUGGGGUUCUUGGUACUGUGCGGCUCACACUGAGUCCCUGAGGUGCCCUGUCUGUCCCCAUGAAACAGGCUCCUCUAGACCCCACCCUCCUGAUCUCAAUGACCUGGAGGACUCAGCCAGUCUCCCUCCGCACAGACAGGGCUGCAGGGGGGUGAUGCUCUACCCAUAGCUCUAUGGCUGUGGAGGUCUGUGUGAAGCUCUAGGCUGGGUCUCUAGGUUUCUAGGAGGCCAACUCUGUGUGGAGUAGGGGGGUCCCACCAAGGAAGGAGGGAGCCCCUGUGGGAGGGACCAAGCCGGGGGCCAGGGAGAGACCCCUCAACGGGGAGUGGGGAGAGCAGGGAGGAGGCCUGGCUGAAGAAGCUGGUUGGGGAGGGAAAUGGGGGUGUUUAAAAUCAUUUUAGUUGAUUGUUAUUUAGCCACAACCAGCUAAUAUAUAUUUAAAUACAGCUGUUAGCAUGUGUACGAGGUGCAAAGGCUGGAAUUUUCAAAAGAACCAAAGUGACCUAAGACUCAUUGAUUUUCAAUGGAACUUGUGCUGCUAAGUAACUUCAGGGGAUUUUCAAAAGCACCUAAGUCAUGGAAAGCACCUUAACCUUA
Molecule: messenger RNA, 2011 nt
Organism: Malaclemys terrapin pileata
Lineage: Eukaryota; Metazoa; Chordata; Testudines; Emydidae
Product: E3 ubiquitin-protein ligase TRIM39-like
Exons: 7
Coding region: 1-1455 (484 amino acids)
Molecular function (GO): zinc ion binding; protein binding
Source: RefSeq, a predicted model, not a curated record